AUGCGUGCACAUUAUUCCAACCUCCGACUCGGCCCAGCGACCCGCAUCUCCCAACAACAAACCGGACAGGAUCCAGCUGACCAACGGCUACUCGCCCGAGUUGUGAGCCCAAACCCGAAUCCGAAUGGCUCUCGCGACACUCAGGUACCAGUUCUGCUCUCUCUGGGUUGGCCAGGGGAGAGCGGACUGGAUCCUUGGAUCGGUGGGCUCCUGGAUUUCGUCGACCAAAGGGCGGGCAAGCCGAGUUUUGGACCUUUCUUCUUGCAAGUUCCUGUACGCGAGGACAACUCGACUGGCGAGGUACACUAUUCCUUCGUCGGUGGCCUUAUGCAGCUUCUUGAGGAUGGUAUAGGACGAGAGACGGCCCUUGAGGACCGCGCCAUUGGUUUAUUCUUAUCGACUCGUCGCGUUCGUCGAGUGUCUUUGCUCCUUGUUCCCAUAAUGCACUGGGCGGGCGCGAUAUGGCGGGCUGGGUUGUCUGGUACAGGUGCUCGGGCCCCCGAAUUGCCCAAAUAG
Pyricularia oryzae 70-15 is the source of this 516-nucleotide messenger RNA. RefSeq lists its product as uncharacterized. The record is from RefSeq and is a predicted model, not a curated record. NCBI's taxonomy places the organism in Eukaryota, Fungi, Ascomycota, Sordariomycetes, Magnaporthales, Pyriculariaceae. Bases 1 to 516 code for a protein of 171 amino acids. The transcript is spliced from 3 exons.